CUUCUCCUCCCGCCAUUGCGACGGUAGUGUGCAAAGUGGAAGGAACGUACAUCAGAUGGUAAAAGCCUCCAAAGCGAGGGACGGGAGGGCGCGCAAUGGCUCGCUACGCUCCUGCACCUCCAGGCAGCUUGAGAACCUCUCUGGCCAGACAAGGUGUCAUCACUCAUCGUCCUUUCCUCCCCUAAGCAUGUUAUCGCUCCGUCCCUGUCCCGGCUAUCGCCUACUGACAGCAAGUGCACCCACCGGCGCAAGAAUCGCCGACGAGGCCAUUUCGGCGACCUUCUUUCAUCCAUCCGUCCCGUCUUACCCAACAUCCCCGCAUCUCGAUAGGACCGCUUUGACUGGAAUCAUCAUGGCACCUCAAUCACCUCCUUUCGGUGUACCAGCUUCGCCAACCAACUGAUCCAGUAUGGUGAAGGUAUCGACGGGACUGAGGAUGUUUGCGUUCGUUUAGACUCCUCCCAAAAGAAGUGAAGUCUUUCUGGUAGACAUGUUGUUCAAGAUGCUCCCAGGUCAGCGCUACCUACGCCUUACUCGACCAAAAGUCCUGGAAGUCCCCGCCAAUCAUUGCGGUCAAUUCCUCUUGGACUCGAGCCAAGCAAUUUCUGCAUGGAAACUCUCCCGAACUCCUCUUGGUCGCAAGCCCUCCUUCCUCCUCACGCCAGCGAUGGAUGGCACUACCAACUUUGUACCAUACAUGACCGGUUACCAAUGCCUGCUUGACUACCUGCCCACUGUAGGCACCGGCACUGGUUUCGCAGAGGACGUCACGACCUUCUUCGGCCAUUGCUCCGGCGAAGGGAGGGAUUAUGAAAUCCAACUGGCGGAGACCGGCCUCUCAGUGUCAGCAUCUCGGCAUAUGCUGGUCUCUCGAGAAUGUGUCGAUCCCACGCAAGUAUCAAGGACGCCAAAUGGGCCUAACAUAGCCACGAUAGCAGUCGGCACUUUGUCUAGUACCAUGUGUGAUAACACUCGACAUUAUACUCUAUCCGUUCAGUGUUCCCUUGCCCGAUCAUGCGAACCACGCAACUGCCAGCCGAAACUGAUACCAGAUAGUCCACCUGCAUAUCCCCAAUCUUAUGCCGCAUUUGUCAUGAUCGAGGAUUUGGGCAGCAGUCUGAAAAGGUCCUCAUCAAGAUCCCAAUGGUCAAGAGGUAUUCCAAGAGGCUGGCAAUGAGAUCUUCCAGAGCAGGCCGAGUUUGUCAAUGGUAUGAAUGGCAAAGUGUGUCUCCUUCACCAG
This is a messenger RNA of Neurospora hispaniola, 1240 nucleotides long. RefSeq lists its product as uncharacterized. The record is from RefSeq and is a predicted model, not a curated record. Bases 491 to 1177 code for a protein of 228 amino acids. The transcript has 4 exons. NCBI's taxonomy places the organism in Eukaryota, Fungi, Ascomycota, Sordariomycetes, Sordariales, Sordariaceae.